Vicia villosa (hairy vetch) is the source of this 1749-nucleotide messenger RNA. RefSeq names its product palmitoyl-acyl carrier protein thioesterase, chloroplastic-like. Lineage: Eukaryota; Viridiplantae; Streptophyta; Magnoliopsida; Fabales; Fabaceae. The transcript is spliced from 6 exons. The coding region runs from base 300 to 1484 and encodes 394 amino acids. The record is from RefSeq and is a predicted model, not a curated record. Gene Ontology annotation, molecular function: acyl carrier activity; fatty acyl-[ACP] hydrolase activity. Gene Ontology annotation, biological process: fatty acid biosynthetic process.
UUCACAAACUCACAAAUUUUCCUGACACAAACUAAACAGUUGCUUUUGUCUCACUUUAUGUCAUCGAUCAGUUCAAGGUUAUGCAUUUGAUUUCCUUUCUCACAAGCAUCAAAAACCAUGUAAUACCUCUUUGAUUUGUCAGCUAAAAAAUAAUCACAAUGUUCAACUUUUUGUCUCUCAUUCUAAUAAGUCAUUUCUUUGUUCAAUCCGUCCAAACUCUAUAAAUAACAACUUCAAUUUCCAAUCUCUCUCCCCUUCCAUAUCAUUUGGAGACUGAAAGUAAAAAAAUAACAAAAAAAAUGGCUGCUGUUACUAGUUUUACAUAUCCUGCUUCUCCCUUUCUUGUAAGGUGCUGUUCUAUGAAAGAAAAUCAUCAUGAACAAUUGAAUGGUAACAGUAGCAUAAGAAUGAAUGGGAGUUUUAGGUCUCCGAUUAAAGUUGAAUCACUUAGUCAAACAGCUGAAGCUGCACCUACAACUCUGGUUGAAAAUGGCCAACGACAAAACAUACCGACAAAGAAGCAAUUGGUUGACUCCCAUCGUCAAGGUCUUAUCGUUGGUGUUGGUUAUAGACAGACAGUCGUCAUUAGGUCUUAUGAAGUCGGUCCUGAUAAAACCGCAACACUUGAAAGCAUCCUCAAUCUUCUUCAGGAGACAGCAUUGAACCAUGUAUGGAUGUCUGGACUACUGAGUGAUGGGUUUGGAGCAACACAUGGAAUGAUGAAGAAUGAUCUCAUUUGGGUUGUAUCAAGAAUGCAAGUUCUCAUUGAUUAUUAUCCCAUCUGGGGAGAGGUACUUGAAAUCGAGACAUGGGUUGGAGCAUCGGGCAAGAACGGAAUGCGACGCGACUGGCUCAUAAGAAGUCAAGCCACAGGCCAAAUUUUCGCUCGCGCAACAAGCACAUGGGUGAUGAUGAACCGUACAACAAGACGCCUCUCGAAAAUGCCAGAAGCGGUGAGGGAUGAACUCGCACCUUGGUUUAUAUCAAACCAAGCAAUAAAAGAAGAUGCUCCUGAAAAAAUCGUCAAAUUGAACAAAGAGGCGAAAUACACAAACUCCAAUUUGAAGCCUAAAAGAAGUGACUUAGACAUGAACCAACAUGUUAAUAAUGUAAAGUAUCUAAGAUGGAUGCUAGAGACUAUACCUGAUCAAAUUCUAGAGAGUCACCAAUUAUCUGGAAUCAUAUUAGAAUAUAGAAGGGAAUGUGGAAGUUCAGAUAUAGUUGAAUCACUAUGUGAUCCUGAAGAAGAUGAAAUAGUACUUAAUGGUAUGGUUGAAUCAGAUUAUUGCAAAAAUUUGAUUAAUGGAUUGUCAUUGGCAUCAUCAGAUAUUAUAAAUGGUGGUGGAGUUUUGAGCUACCUUGAGCAUAGGCCAAUAAAGUAUACACAUCUUUUACAAGCUAAGGGAGAAAAACAAAAUGAAGAAAUUGUUAGAGGAAAAACUACAUGGAAGAGGAAAUUCACUACAUGUCCAUUUUCUACAUAGUAAUGUAUGUUGAAGUAGUUUUUGGGAACUGAUGACUUGGAAAGAACAAACUUCACUUUAUACUUUGGUGUGUGUGAACUAUGAAAUCUUUGGCUUCAAUGUAAAAGACAUUAUGGGAAACAGCCAAGAACAUUAGAAGAAAAAAUCUAUAUAAAGAAAAUGACAUGAUCAAAGAAAUUUAUAAAGUUAUGAGUAUGUUGCUUAUGUAAUUCAUGAAAUUACUGUGAAAUAUGAUAAUGAUUUAUUUAUAAUGAAUUCUAGUUAU